Messenger RNA from Geodia barretti, 1191 nucleotides. The record is from the annotation of a GenBank genome assembly. NCBI's taxonomy places the organism in Eukaryota, Metazoa, Porifera, Demospongiae, Tetractinellida, Geodiidae.
AUGGAAAAACUCGAAUUAAAGGACAUAGACGUUAGUGGGAAACGCGUUCUCGUACGGGUAGACUUCAAUGUCCCAAUGAAAGACGGGAAGAUUACAGAUGAAACCCGUAUCACCGCCGCUUUGCCGACACUCUUCGCACUCAUCAACGCCGAUGCCAAAAUUAUCCUUGUAACACAUUUAGGUAGGCCCGAGGUAGGUUCGGCGGCUGACCGGAAAACGCUUUCGACUGAACCAAUCGCUAUAGCUCUCAGCCGCAAACUCGGCACACGUGUCGCACAUGUCAAUGAUUGCAUCGGUGAGUCGGUGCAAAGUGCGGUUGCGUCAAUGCGUAACGGAGAAGUUCUGCUCCUUGAGAAUGUCCGAUUCUACGCCGAGGAAACUGCGAACGACACGGCAUUCGCUGCGCAACUUGCCUCACUCGCAGAUGUCUAUGUGAAUGAUGCCUUCGGUACAGCACAUCGUGCCCAUGCAUCAACGGAGGGAGUAACCCACUAUCUUAGUCCGUGUGCCGUUGGACUCUUGAUGGCACGCGAAAUUUAUUAUCUCAGCACUACGCUUGAAAAUCCUGCACGUCCCUAUGUCGCUAUUCUCGGUGGCGCGAAAAUAUCCGACAAAAUCACGCUGAUCGAAAACCUCCUUGGAAAGGUUGAUAAACUUCUCAUCGGUGGAGGCAUGGCAUACACAUUUUUGUCGGUGAUGGGAUUCAGUAUCGGCGACUCAAUUGUCGAAACUGAGAAACUUGACGUUGCAAAAUCAUUAGUCGAAAGGGAAGGUUUCUCGGAUUCCGUCAUACUACCGCUGGACCACGUUGUGGGAAAAGCCUUUGACCCUGAAACCGAAUCGCAGAUUGUGGACAAAGGGAAUAUCUCGGAUGGAUGGCAAGGGUUGGAUAUCGGUCCCGAAACCGUAUCGGUUUUUGGUAAACAGCUUGAAACAGCAAAAACUGUGGUGUGGAACGGUCCUUUAGGGGUCUAUGAAUUUGAAAAGUUUGCCCAAGGCACGAUUUCGGUCGCAAAGCAGAUUGCAGAUUCGGAGUCGGUGAGCAUCAUCGGCGGUGGCGAUUGUGUCGCGGCGAUACAACAAGCAGGGGUCGCGGAUCGAAUGACGCAUAUCUCAACGGGAGGCGGUGCCUCCUUGGAGUUUUUAGAAGGAAAAUCUCUACCGGGUAUCAUUGCUUUAACGGACAACUAA